UGCAACAAUUCUUGUUCUUUCCAGGAAUUAGCAUCAUGGAGGUAUGUGCUAGAUGUACUCUGAGAUUUCAUAAACUAAUUUGCUACACAAGAUAUUACCCAGUCAGUUUCAUGAGCACAAGGCCAAGUCCUGACAUCCCAAUUAUCAGGAUUCCCAAGGCCUUACAGAAGAAAGUCCAGACCAUUCAAAAGGGCCAAAGGAAAGGUCCAAUCAAGUGGAAGGGUAGGAUCUUCACUGCUAGGCCUGGUACAGAGAUCAUCUCAUCCAAGAGAAAGGAGUACAACCACUAUCUUAACCAGACCUACCAGAAGCUCUCUCCUCCCAAGCUUGCAUCUCAGGGCUGGAAGUCUAAUAAAUCCAGAGGGGAUUACUUUAACAUUCUAGCCUACAAAGGGAAUCCAUCGAUUACCAAGACACAAGAAAAUGAAGCAGAGACUGCGGAUAAGAAACCACAAACCUUUCAAGACCUGAAACUACAUCCUUCUGUCAUGAGAGGAUUAGAUUUUAUGGAUAUCAGUACACCUACAAGUAUACAGUUGUCUGCAAUACCUAGUAUCCUGCAGGGAAAGAACACGCUGUGUGCUGCAGAGACUGGUAGCGGGAAGACCCUGACAUACCUACUCCCGUUGAUACAGAGGCUGCUUGAUGAAUCAAAACUGACAGGCACACCUACAGCUGCGGAGACUGGUCUGCCUAGGAGUGUGGUGCUUUUGCCCGUCGGUGAACUUGUCCAUCAGGUUUUGGAGGUUUGCAAGAUUCUUGCUGAGUCUGCUGGUUUAUCAGUUCAAUACUUUGAUGGGGAAACAAGCUUGAAAAACCUGGAAAAAAGACUGAGUUCAUCCACCGACAUUAUCAUUUCAACACCUGGACCCAUUAUAAAUGCUGUGAGACAAGGUUAUGGCAACUUGAACUGUGUAUCUCAUGUGGUAAUAGAUGAAUCGGACACUAUGCUUGAUGAUAGCUUUAUUCAACAAACCCUCAAGAUUUUAAAACGGAUUAAGAUCGGAGAAGGAAAGGCAUGUAAAGUAACAGCCCCAGGUGAAGCCCAGCUGACGAUGGUAGGAGCAACCAUGCCGAGGAAAGCUACAAACAUCCUUGCUGACAUCAUCCCGCCUGAGAAUAUUGAGGUGAUUUCUACCCCUCAUCUUCAUCGUAUAAUGCCUCAUGUUCAUCAAAAGUUUCUUAGGCUACACUCACAGGAUAAAGCAGUCAAGAUCCUUGAGCUAGUAAAGAGAGAACAGAAGAGUCGUGUUUCUACCAUGGUAUUCUGUAACACAGCAUCGACCUGUGAUUGGUUAGCUCACUUUCUCACUGAGAAUGGCGUUCCAGCUCUUAGAUUACAUUCUAAAAUGGGUGGCAAGUCUCGUAGUGGAAUAAUGAAGGCCUUCAAAGCAGGUGAAGCUAACAUCCUGGUCUGUUCUGAUAUUGCAUCCAGAGGAGUAGAUACAGUAGAGGUGCAGCAUGUGGUAAACUUUGAUUUCCCUCCGUUCAUGUCUGACUACAUCCAUCGAGCAGGGAGGGUAGGGCGUGUCGGCAGCCAAGGGAGCGGUCAUGUGACUAACUUUGUGGUACACAAGUGGGAUGUUGAGCUGGUCAAUAAGAUUGAGAGAGCUGUAAGGAUCAGAGAAGAUCUUCCCAGAGUGGAUGCAAACAUCAAACAGAAGCAUAACAAGAGAGUGAUAGACCAGGACCUACAGGAUGUAAAACAAGCUCUGAAAGGUUGAGGAUAGUCCAGUAACAAGCCCAGUAAAGAUCUGUAUGAUCCACAUUCACUGUGAGAAACCGAAUCAGAUGGUCAAGGCCAAGUUUUUUCAGCAUCCAAACUUGAGGUCUACACUACAGGCUCAAGAAAGAUCUGUCUGGUUUUGUACUGGCUCCUGUGUGAGAUAGUACCAAGAUUUUGCAGCAAGGAUGCGAUUGUCAAUUUGCUUGUAUACAGAAAAUCAAGACUGAGAAAGAAAAUGAUGUACCCAAUAUAUGAUAUUUUUUGGCAAGGACAAGUUGUCAUUUGUUCAGAGACUGUAUUUGGCAAUACCAUUUAAAUAUUACAAUCACCGAAUGGUAAUAGCCAAUUAUUUGUUGCAUGCACGGUUAGUUCAAAUCUCUGAACGAAACCAGUCCGAAUUGCUCUCUCAUAUCCUGAAUCUAUUGCAAACCUAUGUGAUAUGGGAUCCUGACUUCAAUCACCCCUCAAAAGAUUCUACGCAUGAUCAGAGGAAGGUCAUUUGUACUAAAGUGACAUGGUGGUUUAAAAUCUAAUGAGAUAAGCACCAACUUUGAUGUCUUGAUUAUUCAUAUAUUCUUUUGAAUUGUGGUUUUCAUUUACAUCCACAAAAAACAACAAUGCGUCCACGAACGACUGGUAUUUCACAGUUUGCCAAGUACAUUGUGCAACAUGCUAUGAUAUGCAUUCAAAGUAGGAAUGCAACAAAUACCUUCAUAAAGUGUUCAUUGGUGUGCUAUUCUAGUCACCUGGUCUAUUCAAUUUCUUCAUCCUGCUAUGUAAGGCAAGCUUACGUAAUAUCUUGCUUUGAAAUCUGCCUAUCAUAAUGAAAGAAAUGAAAGGUCAUUUGACCAAAAUUGUUCAUGAAGUAACUACGAACUGGUCUCUUCCAAUGAUGAAUGAAUGUUCCUUUAAACAUUAUGCAUACAUGUAUCAUCCAACUGUUGUUAAUUGGGAGAUCUAUAUGGCUCAUUCAUGAUGUGGAGUCUUUUGAUUUGGGAAAUCUGCCUUAUUGUAAGCAUGAAUAAGGAGAAGAUUCUGUGUCAUGGGCUAGGUUAUGAAAUCUAUCGCUCCCUUAAAAGGCUAAUGGAGAGAAUGGAAAAUACAUAUUUUUACAUGGUGUAUGCUGCAUUGAAUAAAAUAUAUCUAUAUUACAA
This is a messenger RNA of Lytechinus pictus (painted urchin), 2880 nucleotides long. Its product is annotated as probable ATP-dependent RNA helicase DDX28. The coding region runs from base 36 to 1724 and encodes 562 amino acids. Lineage: Eukaryota; Metazoa; Echinodermata; Echinoidea; Temnopleuroida; Toxopneustidae. Gene Ontology annotation, molecular function: mRNA binding; RNA helicase activity; ATP binding. The record is from RefSeq and is a predicted model, not a curated record. The transcript has 13 exons.